CCACCUGCAGCACGGGGGAGGGGCCGUCUAAUUCCCAGAAUUCCAUUUUUGCUCUGGGGAGCAUUUGAAAACAGACUCCUUCUUGGUCCAAUGUGAGUCCAGAUGGUGUCAGGCCCUCCUGGGCGGAGCCUGAGGGGAUAUAUGGAGGGAGAUGCUCGAGGGGGUCGGGAUUCCAGCCCAGGCGAGUCACGUGAUGCCGGUGCGGGCAGCCCUGAGCAGCGUGCUGGGGAGACUGCUCUCUCUCCCUCAGCCCUGCAGUGUCUGUGCUUUCACCCUGCCCGCCCUGCCGGCCUCACCUCUGUGCACUCUCGCUCCAGCAGGCGGGAUGGAGCAGAACACGGUGACCGUGAACGGGGUGGAGGUGACCUCGACGCUGUCCCAGCCGACCCACAUCAACAUCCACAUCCACCAGGAGUCGGCCCUGGCUCAGCUGCUGAAGGCGGGGAGCUCCCUGAAGGAGUACUUCUCUCGGCCCACGGACAGCGGCCCUUCCAAGGCCGGCAUCCGCUCCAGGCAGCUGGCCCUGGGGGUGACGCAGGUGCUGCUGGGCGCGGUGAGCUGCAUCCUGGGGGGCUUCCUCUACAUCGGGCCCUGGAUCCAGCUGCGCGCCACGGGCUGUGCCUUCUGGGCAGGGGCGGUGGCGUUCGCAGCAGGAGCUGGGACCAUCGUCCAUGAGAAGCGGGGGCGCAAGUGCACCGGCUGCGCGUCAGACCUGCUCACCAUGGCGGGCGUGGCCACGGCCUUGGCUGCUGCCGUCCUCUGUGCCAUGAGCUUCACCUGGCAAAGCGACGGCUUCAUGGACUCCCU
Messenger RNA from Talpa occidentalis (Iberian mole), 807 nucleotides. RefSeq names its product transmembrane protein 176B-like. Lineage: Eukaryota; Metazoa; Chordata; Mammalia; Eulipotyphla; Talpidae. Gene Ontology annotation, cellular component: membrane. Gene Ontology annotation, biological process: negative regulation of dendritic cell differentiation. The record is from RefSeq and is a predicted model, not a curated record.